CGUGAGUGUACCCGCUUGCCGCGCGCACGAAUGCGAACGGUUCUGGCGCUCCCGUGGUCCAGGUGAUCGAUGGUCCAGUCGGUGUCCGGCAGCAGCGGAGCGAUCGUGUGACCAAAGUCGUAGCGCAGAUGUCAAGCUCGUCGGGAUCAUCGUCACGGGGCGCCUCUUCGCCGAUCGUGGCCGCAGCCGUCGCCGCCGCAACGGCAGCGAUUGCCUCGUCACCUCGCAUCGGCGGCGGCGGCAGCGGUGGUACCGGAACCACGAAGCGUACCCCAAUCCACCAUCUUACCACGAGCCAGGAUGUGAUCAAUCAGGGAAAAUGCCUGUGCGGUGAGUACAUCCGCGCGCGGCUGAAGCGUUCCGGGCUGCUGAACCGCAAGAUACUGCAGCGGCUGCGCAGCUCGACCGAGGGGUCCGGUGCGCUACCGAUCGGGGGCGGUGCCGUCGUCCGCGAAGCGUUCCCCAUCCUGCACGGCAUGGGCAUCGAGCUGGAGCGCAUGCACCCGCGGCUGUACAUCAACGUUAGCCGGCAGAUCUCGAACGAGCCGUGGGGCGAGCUGACGGAACCGGACACGGUCGGUUGCCUGCUGCACGUCGUCGCAAAGGACCUCUUCAAGACGGGCGUCACGUGGGGUAAGGUCAUUUCCCUGUUCGCCAUCGCCGGCGGGCUGGCGGUCGACUGCGUCCGGCAGGAUCACUGCGAUUAUCUGCAGCAGCUGAUCGAGGGCACGACCGAUGUGAUCGAGGAGGAUCUCAGCGCGUGGCUGGUCGAGCGGGGCGGCUGGCUCGGGCUGCAGGACCACGUGUACCCGCAACCGGCCGAGAUUACGCUGGCCGGCUGGCUGACCAUCACCGUGGCCACGCUGGCCCUCAUCUACCUGGUGUCGCUGUUCCUGAAGCUCAUCGGCACCAACUAUCUCACCGAAAGUUAACUGAAGCAUAUAUGUAACGAAAUCAUUCCUCCCGCUAACGCACCCUUACCUGCGGGGCGGCCACCCCACCCACGCACUGAUGAUACUAAUGCUCACAGCAGCGCAAACGAACAGAAUAUAGCUACUCCCGGCGGGGCGACACGCUCCGGUAUCCGCGCGCAUGCGCCACCCGCACGCCACGCGAUGUUUUUAGCUUACGUUUUUUUUUCCUACUACUAUUGUUUCUGUUGACCCGCCCGCCCGCCACGUUGUUUGUUUUAGCACCAACCAAAAAGAAAAACGGAGAAAAAAGAAGGACGGGUGUGAAGCAAUAAAACGGUGGCCGGACGCGCGCCGCACGCGGAAUGUUAUUUAUAAUAUGUGGUUAUAUGGUUGUUGGAAACUAAUUGGCCAAUUGUUGAGUGAUGGAUGCGUGUACUUGGAUGCGAGAGAGGACAUCGUAAACGUUGUUUAUCUUGG
Messenger RNA from Anopheles cruzii, 1391 nucleotides. RefSeq names its product bcl-2-related ovarian killer protein (gene Debcl). NCBI's taxonomy places the organism in Eukaryota, Metazoa, Arthropoda, Insecta, Diptera, Culicidae. Bases 129 to 932 code for a protein of 267 amino acids. The transcript is spliced from 2 exons. Gene Ontology annotation, biological process: extrinsic apoptotic signaling pathway in absence of ligand; intrinsic apoptotic signaling pathway in response to DNA damage; regulation of apoptotic process. The record is from RefSeq and is a predicted model, not a curated record. Gene Ontology annotation, cellular component: mitochondrial outer membrane. Gene Ontology annotation, molecular function: protein homodimerization activity; protein heterodimerization activity.